Messenger RNA from Coregonus sp. 'balchen', 4822 nucleotides. The record is from the annotation of a GenBank genome assembly. Lineage: Eukaryota; Metazoa; Chordata; Actinopteri; Salmoniformes; Salmonidae.
AUGAUGCAGCUCCCAGCCUCUCUCUCCAACACUUCGUCCUACCUGGGACCGCCCCCCGAGGGCGAGGAGCUCCUGCCCCGAGCUGGCUUCAUCACCCUCUCCAUCGUCAUGGCGAUGUUUACCGUACCAGCCAUUGUGUUGAACUCCACGGUGAUAGUGGUGUCGCUGAUGAACAAGCAGCUGAGGCAACCUCUGAACUACGCCCUGGUCAACAUGGCCGUAGCUGACCUGGGGACAGCGCUGACCGGUGGGGUUCUGUCUGUGGUCAACAACGCUCUGGGGUACUUCUCCCUGGGACGGACCGGCUGUGUCAUGGAGGGAUUCUCUGUGGCUCUGUUUGGUGAGUGGCUCUCAGAACUGUCUCUGGGACAUACUUUGUAAGUUGUUUUACAUACACAUAGACAUUAAUGACAAUCACUCCUUCUCUACAAAUAUGGCCUUACUGUAAAGUGUACAUUUGAAAAUACAUGUACUGUAUUAAAAGUCUAUAAAUGCUUCAAAGAGUACGAUUGUAUUGUUCACUUAUUACAUAAUAUUUUAUAAUAUGGAACCAUUGAUUUAGUUUCAAUUGAAUUAGUUUCUUAUGGCCAUCUAGUUGAAUCAUUAUUUUGAAUCAAUCAAAAUUCUUAAUUAAUUAAUUAAAAAUAGUUAUCAUGAUGAUUCUGUCAUGCUAAUCAGUCAAUGCAAUCUUACGAGUACAUCUUCAGGCAACGCUAUCUGUAAUUACUGUACCUUUAAUUACAACAACAAUAUAAUUUGCAAACUAAACUCAGCAAAAAAAGAAACGUCCUCUCACUGUCAACUGCAUUUAUUUUCAGCAAACUUAACAUGUGUAAAUAUUUGUAUGAACAUAACAAGAUUCAACAACUACAUUUUACAUUUUAGUCAUUUAGCAGACGCUCUUAUCCAGAGCGACUUACAGUUAGUGAGUGCAUACAUUUUUCAUACUGGCCCCCCGUGGGAAUCGAACCCACAACCCUGGCGUUGCAAGCGCCAUGCGCCAUGCUCUACCAACUGAGCUACAGGAGGCCCAACUGAGACAUAAACUGAACAAGUUCCACAGACAUGUGACUAACAGAAAUUGAAUAAUGUGUCCUUGAACAAAGGGGGCGGCAAAAUCAAAAGUAACAGUCAGAAUCUGGUGUGGCCACCAGCUGCAUUAAGUACUGCAGUGCAUCUCCUCCUCAUGGACUGCACCAGAUUUGCCAGUUCUUGCUGUGAGAUGUUACCCCACUCUUCCACCAAGGCACCUGCAAGUUCCCGGACAUUUCAGGGGGGAAUGGCCCUAGCCCUCACCCUCCGAUCCAACAGGUCCCAGACGUGCUCAAUUGGAUUGAGAUCCGGGCUCUUCGCUGGCCAUGGCAGGACACUGACAUUCCUGUCUUGCAGGAAAUCACACACAGAAUGAGCAGUAUGGCUGGUGACAUUGUCAUGCUGGAGGGUCAUGUCAGGAUGAGCCUGCAGGAAGGGUACCACAUGAGGGAGGAGGAUGUCUUCCCUGUAACACACAGCGUUGAGAUUGCCUGCAAUGACAACAAGCUCAGUCCGAUGAUGCUGUGACACACCGCCCCAGACCAUGACGGACCCUCCACCUCCAAAUCGAUCCCGCUCCAGAGUACAGGCCUCGGUGUAACGCUCAUUCCUUUGACGAUAAACGCGAAUCCGACCAUCACCCCUGGUGAGACAAAACCGUGACUCGUCAGUGAAGAGCACUUUAUGCCGGUCCUGUCUGGUCCAGUGACGGUGGGUUUGUGCCCAUAGGCGACGUUGUUGCCGGUGAUGUCUGGUGAGGACCUGCCUUACAACAGGCCUACAAGCCCUCAGUCCAGCCUCUCUCAGCCUAUUGCGGACCGUCUGAGCACUGAUGGAGGGAUUGUGCAUUCCUGGUGUAACUCGGGCAGUUGUUGUUGCUAUCCUGUACCUGUCCCGCAGGUGUGAUGUUUGGAUGUACCGAUCCUGUGCAGGUGUUGUUACACGUGGUCUGCCACUGCGAGGACGAUCAGCUGUCCGUCCUGUCUCCCUGUAGCGCUGUCUUAGGCAUCUCACAGUACGGACAUUGCAAUUUAUUGCCCUGGCCACAUCUGCAGUCCUCAUGCCUCCUUGCAGCAUGCCUAAGGCAUGUUCACGCAGAUGAGCAGGGACCCUGGGUAUCUUACUUUUGGUGUUUUUCAGAGUCAGUAGAAAGGCCUCUUUAUUGUCCUAAGUUUUCAUAACUGUGACCUUAAUUGCCUACUGUCUGUAAGCUGUUAGUGUCUUAACGACCGUUCCACAGGUGCAUGUUCAUUAAUUGUUUAUGGUUCAUUGAACAAGCAUGGGAAACAGAGUUUAAACCCUUUACAAUGAAGAUCUGUGAAGUUAUUUGGAUUUUUAAGAAUUACCUUUGAAAGACAGGGUCCUGAAAAAGGGACGUUUCUUUUUUUGCUGAGUUUAGCUUUACGAUGAGGCUCUGUGGAGCACUGUAUGACUGCUGUACUGUACUGUCUGGCUGGUGUGUACUGCAGGUAUCACAUCACUGUGCACGGUAGCUCUGAUUGCCAUAGAGAGAAUGUUUGUGGUGAGCAAGCCACUAGGACCAAUCUCCUUCCAGACCAAGCAUGCGGUUGGGGGUGUGGCCUUGUCAUGGGUGUGGUCUCUCAUCUGGAACAUCCCGCCCCUAUUCGGCUGGGGAAGGUACUGUAAUGACAUCACAUGAAUCCGCCACACUGGCAUGUACUGAUGACGUAUCAUGUAAUGAGACCAGACAGAUUAUAAUAGUAAACCAUGGCUAAACUUCACUUCCCUUACGAACCCACGCAUGACAGGUACGAACUGGAGGGCGUCGGGACGUCGUGCGCCCCAGACUGGCACAACCGUGACCCCAAUAAUGUGUCCUAUAUCCUGUGCUACUUCCUGCUGUGUUUCGCCGUGCCCUUCCUCAUCAUCGUAGCCUCUUACUCAAAACUCAUAUACACCUUAAGACAGGUAGGUCCACUCAAUGUGUAGUUUACAUGCCCGGCCCUAAAGGUGUGUCUGCUCAGACAGCGUCUGUGCCAGUCCUGUAGUGUGUAUCAUAAUUAGGGCCAAUCAGGAGUUUUUCCUGAUCUCGAGACCUGACCCGGAAAAAUUCAGCCUGGAGUUUGGAGUUGUUCCUGGUCAGGUUAUAUGGUCAGGAAAAAAUCCUAGCCCAAGACAUAUGCUCUGUAUGACCACAUAUUGUCUGUGUCAUGUAUUCGGCAAGUCUUCCAUACUGUACUAUCCAUAUUCCACUACUUGGCUGUGUUGUUGUUGUUGCAGGUCUCUACAAUGGGCUGUAUAGAAGGGGGUGCAGCAGCCAAGGCGGAGGCUAAGGUGGCCCGCAUGGUGGUUCUGAUGGUGGUUACUUUCCUGAUCAGCUGGCUGCCCUACGCUACCCUGGCCCUCGUGGUGGUCUCCCACCCUGAUGCCCACAUCAGCCCUCUGCUGGGCACCAUGCCAGUCUACCUGGCCAAGAGCAGCACCCUGUACAACCCUCUCAUCUACCUCUACAUGAACAAACAGGUAUACUUAUCAAUCUACCUCUACAUGAACAAACAGGUACAUUUAUAAAUCUACCUCUACACAAACAAACAGGUACACUUAUAAAUCUACCUCUACAUGAACAAACAGGUAUACUUAUCAAUCUACCUCUACAUGAACAAACAGGUAUACUUAUCAAUCUACCUCUACAUGAACAUCAGGUAUACUUAUAAAUCUACCUCUACAUGAACAAACAGGUACACUUAUAAAUCUACCUCUACAUGAACAAACAGGUAUACUUAUCAAUCUACCUCUACAUGAACAAACAGGUAUACUUAUAAAUCUACCUCUACAUUAACAAACAGGUACACUUAUAAAUCUACCUCUAUAUGAACAAACAGGUAUACUUAUCAAUCUACCUCUACAUGAACAAACAGGUAUACUUAUCAAUCUACCUCUACAUUAAAAAACAGGUACACAUAUAAAUCUACCUCUACAUGAACAAACAGGUACCCAUACAUACAGUACAUCUUCUAUUCAUCUACACUUGUGUAUAGAGGGGUUGGUUGUUUAGCAACAAAACCAACCCACAUUUUUGCCAUAUUAGCAUAGACCUGACAUCAGUCAAAACACCUCAAAACAAGACAUGGUAUCAAGAACAAGAUCAAACGAGCUGAAACGAGCCACUUACGAUUCCCCACAUGGCAGUUUCUUGUUAUUGUUGCUAGCUAUCUGGCCAUUCAGAACCAUAACAACACAUGUCCUUAUGCCCCUUUGAAGUGAGCGCAUCGUUUUCGUGACGUCAGCGAACCAGUCAAUAGAACACUUCGUUUGUAUAGAAAACAAGAUCAGAUAUAGGAAGCAAAAAAUUUUAAGGAUGAUAAUAAGCCUAUACAUGUGAUAGCAGAUAAAGUUAGACACUAAUCUGUAGAAUGACCACUGCAACGCGUUUACCACAAACCAGACACUCGUUAGCAGUCCAAAGACUCCAUCUAGUGGAGAAAAAUUAGAACGUCAUUUCAGUCACCAUUAGCUCAGGUCAUGCUGAUGUCCGGUGGUAGAACAUUGUCUCACUGCGACUUAAUCUCAUACAAUUUUGCGAUUGAUCAGCCGCUGUUUACCAUGCACAGUUGUUCUAAACAUUGUUAUAAACAUUGAAGCCAUUUGAUAUACAACAAAAUGCAUGUCACAGUAACAGUGUGUGAUGAUGGUGUUGUGUCUUGUCCAGUUCCGUAGAUAUGCAGUGCCCUUCCUGCUGUGUGGGAGGGACCCAUGGCCUUCUGAGGAGGAGGGGUCAGAGAUGCAGACCACUGUGGCAACCAUCAACAACAAAGUCUCCCCCAGUUGA